Molecule: messenger RNA, 2588 nt
Organism: Micropterus salmoides (largemouth bass)
Lineage: Eukaryota; Metazoa; Chordata; Actinopteri; Centrarchiformes; Centrarchidae
Gene: znf395a
Product: zinc finger protein 395a
Exons: 10
Coding region: 172-1458 (428 amino acids)
Biological process (GO): regulation of transcription by RNA polymerase II
Cellular component (GO): nucleus
Molecular function (GO): DNA-binding transcription factor activity; RNA polymerase II cis-regulatory region sequence-specific DNA binding
Source: RefSeq, a predicted model, not a curated record
GUCCGGGUCUUCGGGGCUCUCCUCCCUCCCUGAGAGUCCAAGUGGCUGCAGCCUGCAGCAGCUCUCACUCAGCUCCCAUUGAACAGCAGUGGACACAUUCACAGCUACUGGAACAGUUGUUGUUGUUGUCGUUGUUGUUGUUGGAGACUCUGCAGAUCCAGGCAGACAGACAUGUUACCAAAGGCUCGUCUGGGGAAGCGUUCCCCUUUCGGGGCGUUGGUGAGCUCCACCUGCCCGGCGGCGGGAACCCAGACCGGUCAGGAGACCGGCGAGACAGCGGCAGGACAGCAGGCCUGCAGCAGAGUCAAAGGUCAUCCCGGGCUGAAGGUGUAUUUUCAGUGUGGAGGAGGAGGUGAAGCUCCAGGUGUGGUGGAUCAGCUGGACCUCAUGCAGACUGACGUUUCUGUCUGGUCUUCAUCUCAUCCUUCCUCCUCCUCCUCAGCGCCUCCGCCCCGCAGCAGAUCCGUCUCCUCCUGCAUCGACGUCCCCAGAAGUCAGAGGAGUCCGGAGGAGGUGGAGAUGGACGAGCUGAUGGCAGCGAUGGUUCUCAGCAGUUUGUCCUGCAGUCCUCUGCUGCACAGCCCCGCCCACCCAGACGCAACAGCUCCUCCGAUGGACUGUGGAGGCGGCGAGCUCUCCGACAGCGGCAGCAGCGGCUACUGGAGCGUCGGCCAUAGAAACAGAAGCCCCACCCCCUCUCCACCAAUUGCAGAGCCCAACGCCAGCCCGGCCGUGCCCCCUGACGAAGGACUGGACAUGGAACUGGAGCAGGUGCUGUUCGACGAGCCGGCGCCACGUAAACGCAGGAACUCAGUGAAGGCGGCUUACAGGUGUCUGUGGCCGAGCUGCGGGAAAGUGCUGACGUCCGUGGUGGGAAUAAAACGUCACAUCCGGACAACACACCUGUGCCGCAGCAGCGAACACGAGCGUUGUUCCCGCAGCGAGGAGGAUUUUUACUACACCGAGAUUAACCGACGGCAGCAGCAGUCUCCUCCCCCUCCGCUCCUCUGUGACCCCGCCCCCCUCUACUCCUCCCCCGCCUCGUCCCCGUCCUCCUCCUCACCUCCCAGCCCUCCCCCUCCCUCCCCUCCAUCUCCCCCCCUUCAAGCCUAUGCCGCUCUGAGUCGCUCCGCCCCCUCCUCCACCAUCAGCCUACUGCAGGUCCAAUCAGAGCACUCCUACCAGGCUCCACCUCCCGGUCAUGUGAUAUCAGCAGCACCUGCGAACACACCCUCCUGUCCUCCGGUGGCCCCGCCCACCAGCUGCCUCAAACAGGGUUUGGCUUUUCGAGUGCGUUCGGUCAGCGUAGGAGAGCAGUGGCUGCAGCAUCAGAGCGCCCCCUGCAGGAGGAUUCGCGGUGAAGCCAAGAAGUGCAGGAAGGUUUACGGCAUCGAGCACAGAGACCAGUGGUGUACGGCGUGCCGCUGGAAGAAAGCCUGCCAACGCUUCCUCGACUGAACACAGGAAGAACGCGGACUGAAAGACGGGCUGCGAACUUCAGCCUCACCUGGUGGAUGUUUUCUAUUUUCUUACGUCUGAAACCAGAAAUAUUUUUUGUUUUUGUACUCUUUCUACUUUUUGUUGUUUUGAAUGUAUUUUGUAGAUGUUGUUUCCUGUCGGUGCUUUUUUUCAUGACCAUGUUGAGGCAGCUAUGAUGUGACCUUUGACCUUGACGCAGCCGAGAGAGUUCGUUUUUGCGUCCGGCCCGACUCUCCUCAGCUGUUCUUAACAAAAACAAAAAAAAGAAAAAAAAAAAGACAGCAUUCGCUAACCGUGGAAACUCUCAGUGCUGACUGAACACCAGCUUUUAUUCAGAUUUAUGGAUCAAAACACGAGUCACCUUUUGCUACGGGAGCCCAACAAGGACAAAAAGACUGUGUUCCUGUUUAAGAGUUGAUUCAAAAAGAAGUUUCUCAUCUUCCUGUAUGGCUGUAACUCCUCCGACAAGCUGCAGGUCGUUUGUUAUCAGCAUAAAUGAUGAGAACGAAAUGAUUCAUGAAAGUGUCUCCCAGUAUUUCUUCACCUGAACAAUAUGAGGCACCUUAGUGACUAAAACGUUUUUUUAAUCUGUAAAUAAAAAGGAAGCAGGUGCUGGUUUACUGAGCACAUCUGGAAAAUUACAUCCACCUGUUUGAUUUAAGCUCGUCCAGCGUCUCGUCGGUGCUGUUCAGGCCUCUGGAUUAACCCACAUUUUGAAUCAACACGUUCUCACUCCCGACUCGUCACAUAUUGACGCUUGGUCGAGGCCCUUAGGCGUCACUUUUUAACGCCCUGGGUGCCCCGUUAGCAUCAUUUCUAGACGUUUAAGUCUCCGCGGUCAAGUUAGCAAUGCUUAGCAACAACAAAUAUGCAACGUCCGGUUAGACUUUGAAAAUAAAACACUAGCAUUACGAAACAUUGCUAUUUUGAAACGGCGCGUUAUUAAAGUUGUGAAACGUUUCAGUUUGGUUCGGUUUAGGCACAAAAACUACUUGGUUAAGGUUCGAAAAGAUCAUGGUUUUGAUUAAAAUAACUACGAACGUCAGUAAAUUGCAUUUACGUGUUGUAAACGCAAUUUACGUAACUUAAAUAAAAAUAUUUAAUGUUGA